GCCCAUCUGCCGCCCGCCGGUCGCCGGUGCAGCGGCAAUGCCCCGCAGCCCGGCCUCGGCCCCCGGCCCGCCCAGCUAGCCCCGCGCCGCGACUCUCGGAGCAGCGAUGGGCAACACGGUGCACCGGACCCUGCCAGACUCCAGCCCUCCUGCACGCCUCCUGGCCACCCGGCCUUGCUACGGCCCGGGCCCGGAGAGGCGAGCGGUCCUGGGCGAGGCGCCACGCUUCCACGCGCAGGCCAAGGGCAAGAACGUGCGUCUAGACGGUCACUCGCGCAGGGCCACGCGACGGAACAGCUUCUGCAACGGAGUCACCUUCACGCAGCGGCCCAUUCGCCUGUACGAGCAGGUGCGGUUGCGCCUGGUGGCUGUGCGUCCUGGCUGGAGCGGCGCGCUGCGCUUCGGCUUCACUGCGCACGACCCGUCGCUCAUGAGCGCACAGGAUAUCCCCAAGUACGCCUGCCCCGACCUGGUCACACGACCUGGAUACUGGGCCAAGGCGCUGCCGGAGAACCUGGCGCUGCGGGACACGGUGCUGGCCUACUGGGCUGAUCGUCACGGUCGCGUCUUCUAUAGUGUCAAUGAUGGCGAACCAGUGCUGUUCCACUGCGGCGUGGCCGUGGGAGGCCCACUCUGGGCACUCAUCGACGUCUAUGGCAUCACGGACGAGGUGCAGCUGCUGGAAAGCACCUUCGCAGACACGCUGACCCCGCUGCGCCUGGGCCAGGCCCGCCUCAGCGCCUGCCCGCCUCCGGGCAGCCACGAUGCUGCCAACUUCGAUAAUAACGAGCUGGAGAAUAACCAGGUGGUAGCCAAGCUGGGUCACCUGGCUCUCGGCCGUCCGGACGCCGCCGUCCCGUGCGUGGCCCGCGAACGCGCGAGGCCCGCCUCCUCACCCGCGCUGCUGGACGCUGAGCUGCGCUUCCACGCCACGCGCGGCCCCGACGUGAGCCUGUCUGCGGACCGCAGGCUAGCCUGCGCGCCCCGCCCCGACGGCGGCCGCACGCUUGUGUUCUCCGAGCGGCCGCUGCGGCCCGGGGAGAGCCUGUGCGUGGAAGUGGGGCGCCCGGGGCUGGCGGCGCCCGCAGCUGUGGCCUUCGGCAUCACGUCCUGCGAUCCUGGCGCGCUGCGGCCAUCCGAGCUGCCCGCCGAUCCCGCUGCGCUGCUGGACCGCAAGGAAUACUGGGUGGUGGCGCGCGCCGGGCCCGUGCCCAGCGGAGGCGACGCACUCAGCUUCACGCUGCGACCGGGCGGCGACGUCCUGCUGGCGGUGAACGGGCGCCCGCGGGGACGCUUGCUGUGCGUGGACACCUCGCAGGCGCUCUGGGCCUUCUUCGCUGUGCGCGGUGGUGUGGCGGGUCAGCUGCGUCUCCUGGGCACCGUACAGUCCGGUCCUGAGGCCACAACUCCAUCAGGGUCCUUCAGUGGCUCUCAGGAUGACAGCGAUUCGGACAUGACCUUCGGGGUCAACCAGUCGUCAUCAGCAUCAGAAUCGUCUCUGGUGACAGCCCCCAGCUCCCCACUGAGUCCCCCAGUGUCCCCGGCCUUCUCUGCACCCGAGCCGGCCGGCAGCAGGAAUGGAGAGUGCACGGUGUGCUUCGACAGCGAGGUGGACACGGUCAUCUACACGUGUGGACACAUGUGCCUGUGCCACAGCUGCGGCCUGCGGCUCCGAAGGCAGGCACGGGCCUGCUGUCCUAUCUGCCGUCGGCCCAUCAAGGAUGUUAUCAAGAUCUAUAGGCCGUAGCCGUGCAGCUGGCUCGGCCAAAGCGAGGUCACCUUUCUGAAGCCCCUGCUAGGUGGGCGACACCAUGGCUACCAGGGAGCCCGGGGUCAGGAGCCAUCUCUUGUCUGCCACUCCGCAGUGAUGAGCAAGGCAGGACAGGUGUGGAGAUGAGGCCCUGGGGGCCAGAGGCCAGGCGAGCUUUGUUUCGUCUGUCUCAAACAUACGUUGCCCCCAAAAGCCUGUCCCAGGAUUCAGCUCAGGAACUGCCUGGCAGAUCACCUGCCUCUUGGUGACCUUCAGCUGGGAAAGGGUACCCUCUGUCUGUGCAAUGCUUCUUUGGGGUUGGGUUGAGUGUGUGUGUGUGUGUGGGGUGGGGGGCGGAGACAGCACAGAGAAUGUGUGAGAGAGAGAGAGUGUGUGAGUGUUUUAUGCAGGGAUCCGUCUCCUGGAGGGUAUUUAACACUAAGGAAUGUGCAAUCUGGGCCCAAAUGUUAAUGUGAUGGUUGUCCACUUUCUGGGGAUUUGGUUUUCUGCAAUGAGCUAGCUUUGAACACACAAGGCCUGAACCUACACAGAGCUCCCUGGGUGGCACUCAGAUUUUCUAAGGGAAAGCAAAAAUAACUCACUGUUUACAGCUCCAAGCAGCAGCUCCUGCUGAGGGGAGGAGGUGGGCGGAGAACAUCAGAGAACAAGUGGCUUUUGCUUCUUACUCAGACUAGGAGUGGUCUUCCCAUGGCCCUGAGGACAGGUGCCCAAGCUCUAGCAUCUAGAUUCCUUCAUCCCCAGCCAGUAGAACACCUCAGCCCCGUCCCUACAUGCUCUGGAGUUUUGUGAUGUCCCUCCUGUUCUUGGGGACAACACCAUAUCUCCCGUGGUAGAAAUAAAAGCUUUGGGCAUGUCCCGGUGACCAGCUGUCAGAAGCUAGAAGACCCAGACCCCCUCUAGUCCUUGUCCUGACCCUCUCAUUUUCCUGUUGGUGAUUAUGGUGUUAACUACACUGGUUACUCAUGAGGAGAGGACUGAAAAUGUUCCCCACUCCUGGGCCUGUUUGCCGGCAUUUCCCUGGCCCCGGCCCUGUCACCCUCUCCCUGGGUCAGACUUGUUUCUGUAGGCUUGCCAUUGUUGAUGCUGUGGUUGUGCGUGCCACCCCUCCCUUCUGAAGAGCCGUGGGUUGUACUGGAUGUACGUCCACCUACCCUGAGCUGUACCUUCAGAGGAGUCCUUGGUCUCUCUCUUCUCUGUUCCUACUUGGAAGCCUGGUGCCAGGGCACUGGCGAGACCUGCUCAGGUUUUUUAGAGGAAGCUUGAGACACCUUGCCAGGAGCAACGGUUUUCCUCACAGCUCCUAAUCUGGCCCUCUCUUCCUGUGACAGAGGGAAGAGAGGGGAAGAAUAGCUUCCGUCUUCCUCUCUCAGCAAGAGUCUCUGAGAGCUUGGUUUUCCUUGGAGACACCAGGACACAUGACCACCUUUUCACUCUAGGGUGAAUUUUUUUGUUUGUUUUUAGUUUCUUGGUUUGUUGUCGUUUUGGUUUUUCCUGAAAUUCACUCUGUAGACCAGGCUGGCCUCAAACUCAGAGAUCUGCCUGCUUCUGCCUCCCGAGUGCUGGGAGUGCACCACCACUGCCCUGGUGCAGCUGAAUCCUUUAAGGAGCUACCGAAACGCUUGUUUGCCUCAGUGAGAGUCUGAGAAUCACAGCACAAUUUCCACAGCCAACCUUAUAGCUUCUACACGUGCUGGGCUUGGGUAGACCCUCCUCAUCGCCGGUGAUGACCGGCUUUCUGGGCAGCCACUGGCCCUGUCUGACUCUAAUCUGUAACUGCCACAGUUUCAGUGGAAGGGGAACAAGCUCUCCUUCGCUUCUUGCCCUCACAGUUAGACCCUUGAGUUGCAGCAGGGGUCACCCAUAGCCACCACCAGGACGUCAACAGCUGAGGUCCUAGACGCAGGGGUGGACCAGGCCUGCCCCUGGUGACCUGUUACUAGGACAGAAACCAGGACAGACCUGUUUAACCUGUUUUGCUAUUUCCCAUAGAGCAAAGGGGGGUGUUUCUGUUCUAAAAGUCCGGUAUUUGCCCUAGGGGCAGUGUGUGUGUGUGUGUGUGUGUGUGUGUGUGUGUGUGUGUGUGUGUGUGUGUUUCAUCUCAACAAGGGGCAGGAGGGAAAAGAAGCCAGUGUCUUUCAUACCAUUCACGUGCCUGGGCACUGAGUUAAAGAGACACCUUUGUAUAAGACCCUGUGUAUAGGUUUUAGUGCCAUAUUGAGUCCCAUCGGAGACUUGGCUGGUUAGAGGGCUCACCAUCUUAUGGGCAGCUGCGAAAGUCACACCCACCUUAGCCUCAGGAUGCUGGGAUGCAGCUUCCAGGUCAGCUGCGGGACACAGGUACUAGGGUCCAUGAAAUACAGCGUUGUUCUCGUUUGGCAAGUGAGCUCUGAGAUCUUGUGAGACUCUUAAGGAUCACAAAACAGGAAGUGGCAGGGCUGGGAUUCCAGUCCCCACACCUAGCCUGGGCCUGCCUGCCCUACUUCUCAGGAAGCUCAACACUGCCUGAGUCUUCUUUCUGGAGACUCACCUGGAACCCCACACCUGUGUAGAAGGUUCCGGGCCACAGUCCCGAGGAGACAGAUGUCCUCCAAGGCUCAUGCGCUCGCUGCCCAUCUGCACUGGGGCGUCAUGCUUUGGACAGAGACUUUAGGCCACCCCUUUCUGGGACCUUGGGCCACUCCCUUCUCAGGCAGCACCCCAGCCCGGUUUCCAGGCUCACUGCCCAUUGUGCCCUGUGAACCUCAAAAGCCAAGAGUAGGAUGGGGAGGCCAAGUGGCCUCCCAUCCAUGGCAGCCAUACCCCUGUCCACUGAAACUUUCUGGAAAAGAGUUGUUUCCUGGGCUAAGUGGACUCCUCCUCUUAUUGGUUGACCAUCUUGGGGCAGCUGUCCUGCCCAGGCUUCGACACACUUUUUCACUUGUUCAACAUCCGCUCACCAGCCUGGCUCGUGAUCAGGACAUGAUGUUGAAGACUGGGACAAAAGACAAGGCCCGUGGGCAGCUCUUAGGCCAGAGGCCAGAUCAUUAACUGUUUUGAUCACUCUGGAGUUGGGGCUUAUGCUAGCACAUAGUAGGUACUCAGACCAGGAGCCUGGUUAGGAGUGGUUAGUGAAGUAGCCUCCCAUACACAUGGACACAAAGUCAUUUAAAAACGUUUGCUGAGUGCCCUCAGGAUGUCAGCUGCUGUAAGGGGGCACAGAGAGCAAGCGCCCAGCCCUGAUGCCUGAGUGGUGCCGUCAACAAGACAGGGUGGAGCACGUGGGCUUUCUUGACCAUUCUGUUGCCUUGGAUCCAUCUAGUUAAAUGCCCACAGAGCUUCCCGCACCCACAUUAAGGGGUUUUUUGUGGUGAGCUCUUGGCAAACAACCAAGACCCCACAAGUUAAUGACCACCUUCAGGUCCUACAGGGAGUCUCUGGGGAGAUAACUCCCUGCUACGUCCAGGCUCUGGGGGGUCCACAAGAGCUGCGAACGGCAUCGUGCAGCCUUGGAGCACGGGGAGGGGUAACUGCUCUGUCCAUCUUGCCCUGGCUGGGGACGCGGCUCAGGAACACUCAGCCUCCCAGUGUUUAAUAUUUUAGUGUCUCACUGUUUCACCCAAGUCCCCAAUGGAACUACCCAUAUGACAAUCUGUCUGUGCCUUAUGGAAGUGAGUGUGUGUGUGUGUCUGUGUCUGUGUGUGUGCACUUUUAUCCUUUAAAGUGCAACCCUUCAAUGUGGACAAGAAGCUAGCAGAUGCGGUUGGGCUCCAGACAUCAGCAGGGAGUCCCUGAGACCCUCUUGCGGAUUGCGGUUGGACUGAAAGUAUUCAUCCCCACCCAUCCCCACUAGCUGUGUACAGACCCUUUGAAACAUGUCUGUCCUUUCUGGUUCAAUACUGUGGCUCUCCAAUACUGUCUACUCUUUGGGGAACUGUACUAAAGGCCUGAGAGCUUGGGGAGUGAGCUUGGGAAGGGUUUGCGCUGGUCUUUGUGUGUUGUGUGUUCUGAUAUUUGUCUGUUUUUAUCUGUUUUAUAUUAACAUAACUUUCCUGUUUGAAAACAAAUAAAACUUUGGCUUGGUACAAAAAAAAA
Rattus norvegicus (Norway rat) is the source of this 5842-nucleotide messenger RNA. It is a transcript of the gene Neurl1b, whose product is annotated as neuralized E3 ubiquitin protein ligase 1B. The record is from RefSeq and is marked validated. Gene Ontology annotation, cellular component: cytoplasm. Gene Ontology annotation, molecular function: ubiquitin protein ligase activity. NCBI's taxonomy places the organism in Eukaryota, Metazoa, Chordata, Mammalia, Rodentia, Muridae.